AUGGCGGAGCCCGUAGCAUCGGAUGCGGCGGCCACAACGGACGCAGUAACAGCGGCAGCAUCCCCGACCCCGGGCCUCUCUCCCGCAGGCAGCCCGGGCUCAGAGCCUCCAUCCAUGGCUCUGUCUCCCACGGCGGACGGCUCCCAGCGGCUGCUGUUCUCCCACGACCUGGUCUCCGGGCGGUAUCGCGGCUCAGUCCGGUUUGGCCUCGUACGGAUGAUCCACGGCGAGGAGGAUUUUAACUCAGACUCGGACCUCGACGAUGGCGGCGGCGGCGGCGGUGGUGGUGGUGGAGGAGGAGGAGGAGGAGGAGGAGGAGGAGGUGGUGGUGGUGGUGGUGGUGGCGGCGGCGGCGGCGGCGGCGGAGGAGGAGGAGGACGAGUUCCGUGUGGUUCGGACACUGAGAGCGCUGUGGACACCCCGAGUCGGCCUCUCGUUAGGGGAUUUGUCCGCGUCCAGUGGUACCCCGAAGGAGGAAAGCAGGACAUCAGGGAGACAAAGCUGAAACUUGAAGAUCGAUCUAUUGUCAUUAGAGACAUCGUGCGACGAAACAAUUCUAAUGACAACCAGUGUGGUAUUGUGACCAACAUUGACAUCGAGUGUGCAGUGAAACUAGUGGGAACAAACUGUGUUCUGUAUCCAGUUAACAGCAAAGACCUGCAGCACAUCUGGUCUUUUAUGUACGGCGACUACAUCGCUUACGACUUCUGGCUGGGGAAAGUGUACGACCUGACUAAUCACAUCAUCCUCAAGCUCUCCAAUGGAGCUAGGUGCUCCAUGAGUGUGGAGGACGGUGCCAAGCUUUACGACGUCUGUCCACAUGUCAGUGAUUCGGGGCUGUUCUUCGACGAGGCGUAUGGUUUCUACCCAGGCCAGGUCCUGAUUGGUCCUGCCAAAGUCUUCUCUAAUGUACAGUGGCUGUCAGGGGUCAAACCUGUCCUCAGCAGGAAGUGCAAGUUCCGGGUGGUGGUAGAAGAGGUAAAAGUGGUAGAACUGAAGGUGACGUGGAUCACCAAGAGCUACUCUCCCAAAGGUUCUGACAGCGUCUAUCCUCCUCCCUCCACCAUCACACAGGAAAAUCUCUGCAGGGUGAGGCGUCUGGGAUACUAUGACCACACCCAGAGACAGCUGGGAGAGAGGGCCCUAUAUGUUUUCCCUGCUAAGGGGGACGCCACGCGCAUCACCUGUGAAGGACCUGAGGGUGCCCCUGUCCUGCCCGAAGACCCCAUGGCCAGAAAGUUGAAAAGGAUGUUUAAGAAGGAUUCGGGGAAGAAGACGGAGAAUGCCGAUGCACAAGGCGAGCACAAAUCAGAGCAGACAGACUCGUCUCAUCCCAACAACAACAACAACGGGCCUGUGGUUCCCAUCCAGAACCCUCCGGACCCCCAGAACACCAACGACACCUCUGCUGAGCAUGGGGAGCAGGAUGCUGACGAUGAGGCUGCAGAAGACACUGACGAUACCAGCUCUCUGACGUCAUCGGCCAGCUCCACAGCCUCUUCUCAGAGCGGCGGUCUGGGAACCAACCGGAAGAAGAGCAUCCCGCUCUCCAUCCGCAACCUGAAGAGGAAGCAUAAGAAGAAGAGGACCAAGUUUUCCCGCGAGUUCAAGCCUGGAGACCGUGUUGCAGUGGAAGUUGUAUCCACAAAGACCACGGCUGAUGUGAUGUGGAAGGACGGGCGGGUGGAGAAGGGGAUCCGAUCAAACGACCUCAUCCCCAUCCAGCACCUCGACAGCCAUGAGUUUUGUCCCGGGGACUUUGUAGUGGACAAACGACCCCAAGCCCUGCAGGACCCAGGAGUGUAUGGUGUGAUCCAGUCUGGUGAUCACAAGGGCAGAACAUGUGUCGUCAAGUGGAUCAAACUCAACUCCGCCAGUGAGGACGUGGAGGUUAUCGGCAUCGAGGAGGAUGUCAGCGUGUACGACAUCGCUGAUCAUCCAGAUUUCCACUUCCGCACUACCGACAUCGUCAUCAGAAUAUGGAACUCUGAGAACGGACAGAACGACUGCGAAAAUGAGACGUCAGUUGGCCAGGUGUCCAGGGUGGAUGUGAGCAGCAAAGUGGAGGUGGUGUGGGCGGAUAACUCCAUGACCAUCGUCCUGCCACAGCACCUCUACAACGUGGAGUCUGAGAUCGAGGAGACCGACUAUGACUCGGUGGAGGAGACGAGCAGCGUCCUGUCCACUGAGGAGUGGGAGGACGAGAGCGACAGCUGGGAGACGGAUAACGGCCUCACCACUGAGGACGACGGCCAUGUCAACAAUGCCGAUGUCACCGAAACAGCGACCCCAACCCCCACGCCCACUGGCUCCACGACGUUCAUCAUCCCCCCUCAAGAGGGCAGCAAAGCCGGGGUCACCAGCCCCAUUAAAGGGGUCCCUGGAGAGGAGGGAGAGGCGUCUGUGGCUGUCGCCAGUCCUGCUUCUGCAGGAGGAACCAUUCCAGGGGCAGUCAACGGUGCGGAGAAGCCCAGUAAAGAUGGUGGUUCUCGGGGCUUCAGGGAGUUGAAAGAGGCCUUGAAGAUCCUGGAGAGCCUGAAGAACAUGACUGUGGAGCAGCUCUGGACCGGCGGUUCUCCAACCUCCCCGACCUCCGCCGAACCCGCUUCCACAACUCAUGUAGCAGCUUCGGUGACACCAACGGCCCCGGAGAAACCCACCAAGGAGAAACGCUUCUUGGACGACAUCAAGAAGCUGCAGGAGAACCUGAGGAAGACGCUGGACAACGUGGCGAUUGUGGAGGAGGAGAAGAUGGAGGCCGUGGUGGAGGCAGGGGGGAGUGCAGGAGCAGGGACAGAGGCAGAGAGAGCUGGAGAGGAAAAGCCCCAGCAGGAGCCGCAGACACCAGUGGGUGGACAAGAAUGGCCCAGUGAGUUUCUCAGUGACACACCAGUACUGUGCCAACAGAGUGGAGGCAAACCUGGCGUCACCUUCACCAGUGCCAAGGGAGAGGUGUUCUCUGUGCUGGAGUGGGCACCAGACACACACUCAUUUAAGAAAAUGGAGUUUCAGCCAGCGGAGGCAAAGAAGUUCUUCAGCACAGUGAGGAAGGAAAUGGCCCUACUGGCAACGUCACUGCCAGACGGCAUCAUGGUCAAAACAUUUGAAGAUCGUAUGGACCUGUUCUCAGCUCUGAUCAAAGGGCCGACUCGUACGCCCUACGAGGACGGUCUGUUCCUGUUUGACAUCCAGCUGCCCAACAUCUACCCAGCUGUACCGCCUCUGUUUCGCUACCUGUCGCAGUGCAGCGGCCGCCUCAACCCCAACCUGUACGACAACGGCAAGGUCUGCGUGAGUCUGCUGGGCACCUGGAUUGGCAAGGGCACUGAGAGAUGGACCAGCAAGUCCAGUCUGCUACAAGUCCUCAUCUCCAUACAAGGCCUUAUCCUCGUCAAUGAGCCUUACUAUAACGAGGCUGGCUUCGACAGUGACCGAGGCCUACAGGAAGGAUAUGAGAACAGCCGCUGCUAUAAUGAGAUGGCUCUGAUCAAGAUGGUCCAGUCUAUGACGCAGCUCCUCCAGAAUCCUGUGGAGGUCUUCAAACAGGAGAUCCAGGAGCACUUUGUUUCUAACGGCUGGCGGCUCGUCCACCGUCUGGAUGUGUGGCUCGAGCUAAACGACGCUGCUGAGAGGGGUCAGGCAGCGCACAUGUCCUCCAGGGCUCAGCACUCAAAAGACCGACCUUCAUCUGUGGAGCCUCUGGACGAGCAGCUGCCCCUAGGAUCGGGGCCCGUGGCGGUGGCCCACAGCAGCCCCAGUAAGCCUGGGGAGGAGGGGGUCACGGGAGCAGGAGUUACCAGUAUUAUGGAGGAAGAGCUGGAGGAUUCAGGGCUGAGUCCCUCCACUACAGCGGCCUCUCAGCAGGAGCUGAGCCAGAACUCAGACUGCGACAGCACCCAGGGGAACGCCUCUCUAGGUGGUGAAAACAGGGGUGUCGCUACAGUCCCUGGCUCUGUAGGCCACGGCGGGACGUCAGAAUCAGGUUCAACCACGGUUAGCGGAGGAGGGGCGGGCUCCACGGGAAGUCAGCAGGUGGUGCGACCAAAGAAACGGAGAAAGAGCUACCGGAGUUUCCUCCCAGAGGGCAGCGGCUACCCGGACAUCGGCUUUCCGCUCUUCCCGCUCUCUAAGGGGUUUGUGAAGAGCGUCCGAGGUGUGCUGCUGCAGUACCGAGCUGCGCUGGCCGCCGCUGGCAUCACUGAGCACACAGAGGACAAUGUCUCUGCAGAUGAGUGUGAUGACUAAAGAGGGGUGGACCUCACAUGCCCAGUUACACAAACCUAUGGGAGCUACCCCGUCACAUGGGAACCCUCAUCUGUUCAUGGACGCAGGUAAACACCUGGAGCUUUUACUGGAGGCUGUCAAAGUUUCUCUUUUGGCCUCAGCAGGACUUUGACUUUAGUGGAGGUGGUGUGGAUGCGAAAAGGACUGAAUGAGAUGAAAAAUCAGUGCCAUGAACCCUCUUCCACCCUCCACAUCCACCUAGCUUCCAGCAGCAUCCACCAUAAGAGUGGGGGAUUUGCUGGAUAACCACUCUGCCGUCUCAAUCAGCCUGAAAAAUGUAAAGCAGAUUCGUGAUCGUCUCUGCAUUUUGGACGAGGUCAAAGAUGGCUGGAAAAACAGCAAGGUCCAGCUCUCCUGGUUGUUGGGUCAACUGCGGCUAUCUGUAGCACUACUGAUAUUAUCGCUGUACCAUCCUGCACUACAACAAACGAAUGGACAAUCUGGUCUGGGAGAAUGACGCCGUAUAAAUACACCGACCAGAAUGAUUCUUUUUAAAUAGAAAUCACUGGUUGUAUGCUUUUUGCCAAAUUCUCUCUGUCACACACAGCGUGCACACACAUACAUAUUCAAGUAGAACGUACUGAAUGUCAGUAAAACUGCCAACCACGUCAGCUUCGCCACUUCUUCCACUACACGUGCUGGUAUUUUCCUUCGCCAAUCACUCGCACUUAACCACACAGCAAACAUCGAGUGACAAAGUUUACAUACGAAUCGCCUCUGGUGGCAGACUGCUGUAGCUGUUUGGUGUGUAGAGAAGCCAGCCGGCACAGGAGGACAACAGCCAGGUGGCUGUACGUGAAGCUGUUUGUGCUCUAGUCGAAGCUCAGCACAGCUGCCGCCUCUACAUACAAAAGUUCCAUUCACUUUCUGUAGAAUUUAGCAAAGUUUUUCGAUCGCCGAAAUGAAACUUGCGCUUUGGUGUUUUGAUGCGUUUGAGGUCGUUUUACGGAGGCUGAUCUGUAGGUUUCAGAGUGGAGCUCUGUCCACUUUUCCGUGACAGAGGUGAACCCACAUCCCUGCAAAUGACACAAUUGAAAUAAUACGUAGAAGACAAGAAACAUACAGCAUCCAUUCCGUCAUCUCAUGUCAACAUGUUGCCUUACUUGAAUUGUUUUUAAUGAUCUCAAACCAUUGUGUACAGAGCUGUUUGUGUCAUGCUUUAGACAUUAACCGAUACAGACCUAGACACAAACUAAAAACCACUAAAACCCUGUUCCAGUGUUUUCCUCCUUAAUAGUGCAGAUCUCUGAUCAGUUUCCCGCUUUAUCAGUUCUUAAACAUGAGUCUCUCACACUGCAGCCAUCUCGCUGUAUUCAGAUUUUUCCUCCAAAUUGCACGUGCAGAGUUUAAUAACAUCCAAAUACAAGCUACAGUAAGUGUGAUGCUGAAGGUUUGUUGAUAUUACAGUUAUUUUGCUUAAUUAUCAUUUUCUGUUAUUUCCCCCAACUCGAGCAUCUUGUCCCACGAAGGCGACUGCUUACCCCACUGACGAGAGAAAAUUACACAGAUUACAGCACGCAGACAAAACUUGAGCUGAUGUGACUGUUGUCUACUAUCUACUUUUCUUUCUCCGCAUGGCAUAUAUUCAGUCUGGUUUUAUUUACCAAGUUACCAUGAAACAGACUGUGCUGUAAUUAGCUGUGAAAGAAAGUGAAACUCACCUUUGGGUCCAAUCGUGCUUCCUGGGGAAAUCAGAGCUGUCUUUGUUUACAUCUUUUUUAAAUAACUGCAUCUCACCUCUAACAUAAUGCAUAUUACAAUUCUCAUUGUAAUAAUAGUAAUUAUUAUGAUUCUAAUACAGGUCAGACAAACCCACUUGUGCUCGCUAGAACCUGUGAAAUAAACACGAGAGCGUUUUUACUUGAACAAAGAACCUUGAUGCUGAAGAGUGUUUCUGAAUGAGAGUGCACACAGUGCCAUUGUGAAACUACGAGUGAUGGGAGAAGAUUAAAAACCAUGAGCCAAGAGUUGCUGCGUUUUAAAAAGACUUAAAAAUAGAGGUCCUGAAUGAGGGUAUUUUGUUUUGCUUUGUCUUAAUUUUUUUCCUCCCACGACUCUUUAAAACUGGCAUUCCUGUACCAGAUGUGGCAAUCAGGCAUCCAUAUUUUGUCUUCUUCCUGGAUUUUACUUCACCUUCAUUAUUUCGCUGCCUUUAAUGCUACAGAGGAGGAUGUGCUGUCUUCUUCACUGGCUGCUGUAGCAAUUAGCUUUGUUUGCUUUCUUGUCUCCUGUGUUUUCCCUCCACAUGCUGCUGCUGUUUGUAAAAUGUCACCUUCACAAUUCUUGGAUGAGUGUGUUUUCAACGGUCAGAGCUAAACUCUGAAGACACAAAAAGAAAUGGGCCAUGGGUACAGAGUUUUGGAAAGGUCGAACACACACUUUACACACAGCUUCACCGAGAGUUGAGAGGUGACAUUGUUGCUCCGUUUUUCAUCCUCUUUCUUAUUUGUCAACAGUCGCAGAAACAGAAAAUGUGAAGCUAUCUCACUAGAUUUCAAAGCAGAUCUGGCAGGAUAUCAAGCACUUGAUGAUGUACAAUUUUCUGUGUAUGUGUGUAUAUUAUUCAGAUUUAAACCAUUAUUAUUAUUAUUAUUACUGCGAGAUGUUUGUUUUACAGCCAAAGCAUGUAACAUGUUGCUUUAAGCCUUUUUGAAUGGGCUACACACAAGACUUGACUGUAUGAUGUCUACAUUUCCACAGUGGCCUGUUAUUGAUAUAUUAAAAAAAUAACUAAUAAAGUUAUGAUUUGUAGCCUGAUUCCCUCUGUACAGAUGUCAUGACAAUAUUGAAAUAUAUAAAUACAUACCGUAUAUAUAUUUAACACAAACUUGAGUUCUAAUAAGUCACGUGGCUGCUUGGGGCAUAUAUACAAACUGCUGAGUGUUAUUGUACUUAAGAUUCCAUUUUUCAUUUUUUAAUGGUUUACUUUUGUUGCGUUAAGACAACUGUAUAGUGAUGUAUUAAACUUUGCAAGCAGUACCAUA
Messenger RNA from Siniperca chuatsi (mandarin fish), 7268 nucleotides. It is a transcript of the gene ube2o, whose product is annotated as ubiquitin-conjugating enzyme E2O. The coding region runs from base 1 to 4245 and encodes 1414 amino acids. Lineage: Eukaryota; Metazoa; Chordata; Actinopteri; Centrarchiformes; Sinipercidae. The record is from RefSeq and is a predicted model, not a curated record. The transcript has 23 exons.